This is a messenger RNA of Callorhinchus milii (elephant shark), 3384 nucleotides long. It is a transcript of the gene eif5a2, whose product is annotated as eukaryotic translation initiation factor 5A2. Gene Ontology annotation, biological process: positive regulation of translational elongation; positive regulation of translational termination. Gene Ontology annotation, molecular function: translation elongation factor activity; ribosome binding; RNA binding. The transcript has 6 exons. Lineage: Eukaryota; Metazoa; Chordata; Chondrichthyes; Chimaeriformes; Callorhinchidae. The record is from RefSeq and is a predicted model, not a curated record. The coding region runs from base 211 to 708 and encodes 165 amino acids.
CUGGCCGGGCUGUGAGGUGAGGCAGCGCGCGCCGCGUGAGCUCCAGCUCCAACCGCCGCCGCCGGUGUCUCUGCAUUUUAAGAGGCAGGCAGGGCUUGGACAAAGAGCGACAGACAGCACAACUUGCAGGAGGUUUUGCUUUUUUCCUCCUCCCCCCACCACCAUCACAGCUCCAUCUCUGCCAGCACUGCUGCUCCUCUCCGACCUACAAUGUCCAAUAAAACGUCAGCCUUGAAUCAAAUGGAGGUCCCUGAGUUGGAUUUCACUACGGGUGAUGCUGGGGCAUCUGCCACCUUCCCGACGCAGUGCUCCUCACUGCGUAAAAACGGAUUUGUGGUCCUCAAGGGGCGUCCCUGCAAGAUAGUUGAGAUGUCAACCUCCAAGACUGGCAAGCACGGCCAUGCCAAGGUUCAUUUGGUUGGCAUUGAUAUAUUCACUGGGAAGAAAUAUGAAGAUAUCUGUCCUUCCACCCACAACAUGGAUGUUCCUAACAUCAAGAGAUGCGAUUACCAGCUGAUUGGGAUCACAGAUGGCUACCUCUCUCUGCUGAUGGACAGUGGUGAAGUGCGUGAGGAUCUUAAACUCCCAGAAGGUGAACUGGGAAAGGAAAUAGAACAGAAAUUCGAGGCUGGGGAAGAGCUUCUGAUCUCCGUUGUGAGUGCCAUGGGUGAAGAGACCGCUGUCGCCAUCAAGGGAAUGACCAAGUAAACGGGAUCAAGACGCCAGACCUGACUGCUCAGGCCAAAACUAUAGAUCUUAAUUGGGUUAAUUGUAGCCAAAGUAACGGCCUUCACACCAUGACCUCAUUUCCUUAGAGUUUUUUUCCAAAUAGCGCCGGCCGGACCUUCCUGACCAAUCGACUGAGCAGCCGUCCCCGCAGGCUGAUUGACAUCAAACUUAAAUCACAGUUCUUGCUGAUGCUCCGUAUGAAAGAUUGGAUUCUAAUGUUUCUCACUAUUGGCCCUCUCUGUUAGUAGAACAGGUCUGUAGAGUGAACUCUUAAGAGCCACAUAGCCUGUGAUUGGUUGGUGCCCAUCUGCCUUGCUUAGUGAGGGUUUCUGGCACAAUACACCUAGUGGCCACGUGCAACUAACUAACUGUAUUACCUCUGUUAUACUUCUGCCGGCUUUUGUUGGUAUCUCACGUUGUAAAACUCAGCUAAUACAAUGUCAACGCUUGUCCUAGGCUGAUAGGACUGGCAUUUCCGAAUGUCGUACAGGCACUCAAAAACAGUGCUGGUGCGAGACUGGGGUGUGUGGGGGACUGCAGGUGUUAUGCUGCGAAAUUUCACUCGAGGCCUUUGUCACCAGACUGAUAAAAAUAUAAUAAAAAAGGAAAAUACAGUUCAGUUGCUUAUUUCUUUUAUUGUAUUUAUCAUGCAAUGGUAUUAAAAUGAGUGAAGAAUUUCCCUGGAGUUUAUGUUCUUAUCUGUGUGAGGUGUAUCUUGUUUGGCAUUUGGGGAAUUAGUUGAGAUAAAUUUGACUGUGCUACAGUCUAUUCUUGUUUGAACACUUGUAUCAGUCUUUGUAGACCUUUUUAAUCUGUUAGCUGCAGUGGUCACUGGCAGACUCAUUACCACUAUUACUGGUCGUGUGGUGGGUGUGGCUGUCGGUGCUGACUGAUUGAUUAGUGGAUCUAUACAGAAGGAAAGCUUGUUUUUUGUUACUGGACUGCUGAAUUUUAAAACUUAAAAUCAACUAGUGUUUUGCAUAAUAGCUGGCAUUAAACAUUCAAUCCAAGGCAUAAGAAACUCUGAACUCUUUUAGGCAUUGCUUCCCCCCCCCCCCCCAUACAUAUAUUUCACAAAAAUAUGGUGAGGCUGUCUUAUUGGCUGCUUGUACCCUGUGGGCUUCUGAACUAAUCACUAUCCUAGGGGUUUACUUGCACUGACCAGUAUGCAACUUGACUCAUUUGUAAAUCUGACAAUGUGUGAGUUUUGUUUCUGAGGCGCUUUCCACUGAAAACAUUGGAAGUACUGAAAGCAAACAUUGAAAGUUCUCAGAGUAAUUCACGUGUGUGUGUGUGUGUGUAGUAAAGGGUGUGGAGUGGUGGUGGUAUUUUAGUUAUGCUGCAAAAAAGCUUUGUUAUAGGGUGGACACUGCAUUAAUUAUCCUUCCUUGUAGUGCAAAAUUAUCAUUGGCUUCAGUUUGUUGGGAGGAUGCCUUUACUGCUAUGCAACAAGCGAGGGAUAGGGCUCGUCGGGGAGGGUGGACAGUUUCUUGUCUAAAUGUCUUUUGUGGGUGAGCACACUGUCCUUUUAUCGCAGGCUUUUGGGUUUGGGUUCAAGUCCAGUCCAAAGCUGAUGGGAUGGGAAGCUUUUCCAUUGUUCUGUCCACUGCAGUUGCCCCACACUUUCACACAGCACACUUCAAUCUAGUUCCCUCACUGUGGGUACGGGCUUACAGCACAAAAUGUAACUUGACAGUACAGUAGUAAAUUUGAAACCUUGCUCAGGAGUGGAAAUAUAUUUUCUGUGGGGAACAGAUAUUUUACAGUGUUGCAGAAAGGGCUGCUCUAUCCUGAGGGCAAAGCAGUGGGAAGUUUUAUAAUUGGCUUCUCUUACCUGGGAAUGCUCCGGGUUUGGCAGGGAAUGCCCAAAAAGGGAAAACAUUUCCUCAGGAUUCGCACAUAACGUAUGUCACCUUGAACACAACAAAACAUUUUUUGCCACAAGCGGUUGCUGAAGGGAUAGUGUGUGCCCUGUUGGUCUUGCUGUUUGGACGGCGUUAUAUAAAUAUUGUAGUAUGAUGCUUCAGCGUGAAUGAAUUGUUAAAAGACUUCAUUAUGGCUACCCCUAGGGCGUAUUGACCUGCAGAUAAAUGUACAAUAAAAUGAUUGAUUUCAAAUCUGUUUGCCUGAAAACCCAGAUUCCCAUUAAUAUGUUGUAGGGUAUGGACUGUAGUAUACCACCUGGAGUUACAACCUGUUUCUCUGUCUCUUACAGGCAUCGUAGUUAUCUAAUGUGAUUCAAACUGCCCCCUCACCCUGUAGAAAACUUGCGUUUAGUACAUUGUGUAGAAAAGCAUAACCAUAUCAAUGAACAUUUCUAAUUUCACAGUAAAGAUUUUGGGUUGUUGAAGGCUGUUUAAAUUUGGUUUCUCCGUGUCGUCUCUUGAAAUGGGAAUUCGCACUCCCUGUGUAUUGAUUACUUGUGUUUGCGUGCCGCAUUGGUUGAGCUAGCAAUAUUACUGGAUUUUUUUUCACUUUUUAAGCGUAAUGAAACCCAAGGCUAAAGUUAUUCCAGAAACACGUUUUUUUUAAAAAAAGUAUUAAAAGAAACUUGAGUUGAACUGAUUGCCUGUGAUGCCAUUUAUAAAGGAACGAUGCUAAUACAGUAUGAGUUUUGCACAAACCUGUAAGCUCAAAUUAAAAUUUGUUCAGAUA